AUGGCGGGUGGAAAGAAUGUCCUCAUCGUCGGUCCAGGCUUCAUUGGCUGGAAUGUGCUGGACCUCCUCCUGACAGAAGGUUACUCAGUAACCGGCUACGCGAGACGACAAGAACAUGCCAAACAACUCGAGGCUUCGGGGGCAUCAACAGUGCUCGGAGACCUCGAUGACACCCAGAAAAUCACCGACUUGACUCUCCAAUACGACAUCGUAAUCCAUACCGCCACAGCAGAUCACAAGCCCUCGGCAGAAGCCAUCGUCGCCGGCGUCGCCGAACGAGCCAAGCAAGGCAAGGAGACCAUCUACAUCCACACAAGCGGCACUAGCGUCCUCGACGACGGUGCCCAGGGACAGUUCCAGGGCGACAAGAUCUACCACGACGACAAGCGCGAGGAGAUUGACUCGGUGCCGGACGAUGCUCCCCACAGGCCCAUCGACCUAUCCAUCGUUCGAGCGCAGCAGGCCCUGGGCACGAAAGCCAAGAUAGCCAUCAUGGUCCCACCGCUGAUAUACGGCUUCAACCCCAAGCACAAGCGCCUGACGAUCCAGAUCCCCACCAUCACUCGUUUCGCGUUGAAGCACGGCUAUGCUCCGCACCUCGGCAAGGGCCUCUCAGUCGAGUCCCAGAUCCACGUCCUCGACCUCGCCCGCGCGUAUAUCGUGCUCUUGCACUGGAUCGAGCAGGCCGACCCGCAGGAAUUGCUCGACAACCCAUACUUCUUCUGCGAGAACGGCGUCGAGAAGUCGUGGUUGGAGGUGGCGACCGAGGUCGGCAAGGGCCUGUAUGCCGCGGGCAAGAUUCAGGAUCCGACGCCGAAGACCGUGCCGGAAGAUAAAUAUGAAGAUCUCUUUGGACCGUUCAGCAGUGCGGUCAUCGGCUUGAACUCGCGGAGCAGGGCGGUGCGGCUGCGGAAGCUUGGCUGGGAGCCGCGUGAGAAGGGCGUCUGGGAGAGCUAUCGCGAGGAUGAGCUGCCGGAGCUUCUGCGGGAGGAGGGGAAGGAGUUCCAUGGGUAUGCGGGCACCGCAGCUUCUUGA
Cyphellophora europaea CBS 101466 is the source of this 1035-nucleotide messenger RNA. RefSeq lists its product as uncharacterized. The transcript has a single exon. NCBI's taxonomy places the organism in Eukaryota, Fungi, Ascomycota, Eurotiomycetes, Chaetothyriales, Cyphellophoraceae. The record is from RefSeq and is a predicted model, not a curated record. Bases 1 to 1035 code for a protein of 344 amino acids.